Molecule: messenger RNA, 1911 nt
Organism: Phalaenopsis equestris
Lineage: Eukaryota; Viridiplantae; Streptophyta; Magnoliopsida; Asparagales; Orchidaceae
Source: RefSeq, a predicted model, not a curated record
AUGGAGAAGGGGCCUUCAGAAUCUUGCUGCUUGGACAACAGAAAGAGGAAGAAGCUCCGCUCAUGGCUCAAAAGAUCAGGGAAGAAGAACAAAAAUCGGGGGCUUCGCUUGCCUGGAUUGAACAAAUGCUACAUUAGUGAAGAUGAAACGACCAAAGCUUUCCAUCAAUUUUAUCCGGUUCCUGCUCCUUAUUUGACUAUUCAUCCUGAUGCUGCUGUCUCAGGCAUAGCUUCAGAUGACAUUUUAAAUCAGAAUCAAAGGCUAGACAAUAAUGCUUGCAGUAUUCCUUCCGGUGUAAAGACAAAGAAUGGAUUGCUGGAUGCAUCGAACUUGCCCAAUAGUUCAUCUUUAAGUUGCUCGACAAGUUCUGGGAAAAAAUUGAAAGCAUCUUCUGAUAACAGAGCCUUAAAUGAUGUGGUACGCAAUUCUCUGGAUAAGGACUCAUCCUUGAAACAUGGAAUACGACAGACAAGCAGAUCAGCUGAGCUCUUCAUGGAAAAGCAAAAUCAUAAAGUUGAAGAGAAACCUUUUAAAAUUCCGGCAUCUUGUCCAAAUGAAGGUGAUUUAUUUGGAAAAGGUUGUAAAAACUCGAAGGUAAAGAGCAGGAAACAAGUUGAUCUUGGUCAUAGAUCGUCUAAGAAAAUUAAGAGGGAUGCCUUACACUAUUCUGAAAAAAAUGUGCAUGCUAAAGAGGAAAGUGCAGGCAAAAUGGCUAUCAAUGGAGAUUAUGGCUUGCCGCCUAGAGCUUCUAGAAAGGUUUUGCAAAAUGACUCUGAUCAUUUUUCUUCUGAGGAUUUCAACUCUAAGUUUGCACCUUCUAAAAGUCCAAAGAAAUCCAUUGGAGCCUUGUCCUAUGGUGAGCACAAAGAACAUUUUACUGCUUCAAGAACAGAAAAAAAUUGUAAAUAUGAUUCUAAUGACGAAAAGCGGGGAAUAAAGGAAAACUCAAUGGUCAGUCAACAGCUUGUGGAAAAUAGGCCCAUGAUCAAAGAUUCCUCCGGUGAAAGUGAACAGAGAAGGCAAAAAAAAGGUAAGUUAGCAAAUUCUAUGGGACAAGAUUUCAGUGCUGUUAUUGUAGAUGGGAAAAUGGGCAAAAAAGGCUCAUUCACAAAAAUCAAAUUGCCUAGUUGUGAGAAAUAUCAGCCCGACAAGGUUGUUGAAGCCACCAUAGAUGCUUUUGAAUGUGUGGAUGGCAUGAAUAAGGAUCUGACCAAUGUGCAGCUUGCCACGACGGCUCUUCCAAGCUCUUCCAAGCUAUUAGGAUCUCAUAGAAGUAAAGUAAAUUUACAUGAAGCAAGGGAAUCGCCAGUAGAAUCUGUUUCAUCAUCACCAAUAAGACUAUUAAACACUAAGAAUAAUUCUAAGAAAGUAAGAUUGUCAACGAAGGAUGAUAUCUUAAGUACAGGUCCUUCAAUGAAGUGCAGCCCAAAAAAUAAUUUUUUGGGUGAUGUCGAUGCUAUUGAUCAAACAGGGACAAUGACUAAGGAUCAAGCAUCUAAGUCCCAUCUGAUAAUUUCAAAAAAUUCUAAAGCCGCAAAGCCUAAGGCAUCUUCAAACCACUUGAGUCAAAUAGUGGAUAGAUCAGAAGGGCGUUCAGGAAAAAUGGCUCAAACAUGCCAUACUGUUACGGGUCAACAUGAAAAAAGUGGCUGGGGCACCCAAACCGUUCAUAGGUCCAUGAAGGAAGGAAAUUCAGAGCAAUACCAUGCUGAUGCUGUAAAUAGCGGGGCAUCAAAUUCAACCAAAAAUUUAAGAAAGUCUGAUUGCUUGGAUGAAAUACAUUCAAAAAAUUUGUCUCAACCAUCCCCUACUGUGCCCGAGUUUACUCCGACGAAAAGGGAUGGGCAUAUUAAUAUAAAUGCAUUUAUACAAGAAGCUAGGGAUUUGAAGCAUACUGCUAGCCGCUUAAAG